This is a messenger RNA of Eleginops maclovinus (Patagonian blennie), 3403 nucleotides long. Its product is annotated as FHF complex subunit HOOK-interacting protein 2B-like. The transcript is spliced from 17 exons. The record is from RefSeq and is a predicted model, not a curated record. The coding region runs from base 130 to 2550 and encodes 806 amino acids. Lineage: Eukaryota; Metazoa; Chordata; Actinopteri; Perciformes; Eleginopidae.
CCCGGAUGUUCACAUCUCAUAGAUUGAGCUUGACUCACCGUCAGCUGUUCAGUUUAGUUUGUCAACAUGAUGCCAUAACUGGAUAAUCACCGGGAAAUAACCGGGUUAACGGAGAGUUUUGGCGGGAGAAUGGAGGCGUUCAGCAAGCUGGGCAGCAUGUUGCUGCACGCGCUGGAGACGAGGGAGCCCACAGUCGACCUGCUGGAAUCGUUUGUGGAUCACUGGAAGGCGAUCACUAAUUAUUACAUUGAGACGACAGAUGACAGUCGUCCCGUCAAACAGACAGAGAUCCCAUGGCGUCUCAAACAGAUGCUGGACAUCCUGGUGUAUGAGGAGAAACAACAGGUAACACACACACACCUUGACACACACACCCCUGAUGGCUGUGUUUGUGUGCAGGCGAUGCAGGCCCCCAGAGCCUGUCUGGAGUAUCUGCUGCAGCACAAGCUGCUGGAGACCCUGGUCACGCUGGGGAAGGCUCAGUACCCCCCAGGCAUGGUGCAGCAGGUCCUGCUGUUCUUCUCUAAGCUGCUGUCUCAGAUCCAGAAGCCUCUGCUGCAGCUGGUCAACGUCUACAGACCUGUACAGAAGUUGAUUCGCCUCUGCGCACUUCCUGGUUCCCAAACGGAGAAGGAGGAAGCUCAGUUCCUAUUGGUCAUCUGCUCCAGAGUCAAACAGGAUCCGGACACACUCAGAUAUGUCUUAGAGAUUGUGCACCAAUCAGCAGCCCGGACAACAGCAUCUGUCCAAUCACAGAAUGACCCAGCUUCCAAUCAUGCAACAGAACCCCCCAUCUCAAGCAAAUCAGUGGCCUCUCCCUGCAGCCUUGUCCAAUCAGAGGCCUCUCCCUGCAGCCUUGUCCAAUCAGAGGCCUCUCCCUGCAGCCCUGUCCAAUCAGAGACCUCUCCCUGCAGCCCUGUCCAAUCAGAGGCCUCUCCCUGCAGCCCUGUCCAAUCAGAGGCCUCUCCCUGCAGCCUUGUCCAAUCAGAGGCCUCUCCCGGCAGCCCUGUCCAAUCAGAGGCCUCUCCCUGCAGCCCUGUCCAAUCAGAGACCUCUCCCUGCAGCCCUGUCCAAUCAGAAUCAGGUCUGCUGUCGGCUCUGCUGCAGCUCACCAGCAGUCAGAGGGGCUCGGUGUGUGUGAAGGCCUAUGAGAGCCUGCUGCUGCUGGCUGCUCUGGAGGGGUCUGCAGGGGAGCUGCUGUCACUCAGCACCCGGCUGGGAGAGCUGCUGGUGGGGAGGCUGCUGCUGCUCCACGCCCUGCUGCCUCUGGAGGACCUGCUACCAGAGGAGCUGCAGAGCUGGCCUCACACGCCUUGGAGCUCUGAGUCUCCGACCUCUGGUCACAUGCCAAACUUCUUCGCCUGGCUGAACUUCCUGGAUCACCUGAUGACAGAGGCUCCACAGGUUUUAGCACUGAAGCUAUCUCAGUGUGUCCGUCGGUUCUGGUUGGUGGACGUUCUUCAGCCUCAACUGCUGCACACGUGUGAGCAGGUGGUCCUGGUCUCCACCUCGCUCCUCUCUGCUGUGGUCCGGCUGGUCCAGUCUUCCUCUCUGCUGGAUCAGAUCGUUCACUUCCUGCUGAGGACAGACCCUCUGACUCACCUGCUGCUGCAGCGCUGCGACCACAUCUCUGACCAGAUAAGCAUGGCGUCUCUGUCCCUGGUGGAGGAGUUACUACAGAAGCCUCACAGGGACAUUCUGGAGGUCCUAGUGCUGAGCUUCCUGCAGAGUCGCAGUUACCUGUCCUCACCUGCAGGAGGAGCGGAGGACAGACUCCCAGAGAGCAUCGAGGCCAACGAGGACAGCGAUGAUCUGGAGGAGGACCCGUUCUUCUUCUCUGACAGUCAGCUCCUCUCUCCUGCUCUCUCCUCCCCUCCCUCUGCAUCUGCUCCCUCUGGACUGGGAUCAUCUGCUGAUGUCGUCAACAGUUUCCUGUGUUUGGUUCCUGUUCAGGUUCGGUCCGCUCAGAUGCUGCAGGAGGGAGGAUACGAGUCGUACGUCCACGACGCUCACACACUGGUGACGGACUGCGGGUCUCUCUCCCUGUCCUGGGAUUGGCCCCUCAGGCCCCCCCCUCCCUCAGGUGAGGAGCAGUUCUUUGAAGGUCCUCUGCUGAGAGUCCUGUUCAACAGACUGGGACGAGUCCUGGAGCAGCCGUACGAGUUGAGUCUUCAGGUGACGGCUGUCCUGUCUCGCCUGUCUGCCUUCAGCCACCCGCUGCUGCAGGAGUACCUGCUGAACCCCUACAUACACCUGUCUCACUGCUGUAGGUCGCUCUUCUCUGUCCUCAUCAGGUUGAUGGGGGAGUUGAUGCAGAGGAUUCAGCAGGUCUCUAUUCUGACGGACAGACUGUUGGACACCAGGAGACACCUGCUGGGACUGACCCCCAACACAGGACUGGAGCACCUGACGCUGCUGAAAGGAAUCAUCGUUCUCGAGGAGUUCUGUAAGGAGCUUGCUGCCAUCGCCUUCGUCAAACUGCCUCUGGAGAGCAGUGACUCACCUGGUGACUUACCUGGACCUGCAGUGACUCCCCUGGGCUUGUAUUGACUCACCUGGACCUGCAGUGCCUUAUCUGGAACCUCGGAAGGUCCGCCUGGACUGAUGUUCUGAACCUCUUGAUGUCGGAGGGCCCUGAACGCGUCUCACCUCAGUUUUAUUUAUUGAGUUUCUAUAUUUAUGAUGAUCAGUCUUGAGAGACGGAUCAGCCAGACAUUCUCCUCGGCAGAACGGUCAGAGACCCCCCCCCCCCCGGUUACGGGGUUUUUAUUCAGUUUUAAUUUCAGGGGCCUUACCUUAGAGACGUCAGGACAGCUGAGUCUACGGUACCAAGUCGAUGCUAAAACUGGGUUUUCUGAAAAACAUCCGGCCCUGUCAAGAGCACACGCUAACAACGUUCGCUGCUAAUGUUAGCUGCUAGCAGUCGGAGUGACGUUACGUUGAGUAUCAUUAUGAUGCGUUCAUGCUAUCUAGUAUAAAUGUGUGUUUGGUGGGGGGGGGGGAAUUAUAAAUGUAUCAUGAUGUGUUCAAAUGUAAUCUUGGAAAAUGUAAUUUUUGGGUCAGAAAUUCCAGAUGUUUGAGGGGGUUCUGACCCAUUUCACCAGAACGUGCUGUAUAGUUUGGUUCUAUCGUCUUGUGAACAUUUGCUUGUUUAGGAAACAACUUCACCGCUGUGCCCUCUGACCUCUGCUACCCCCUCAGGACCGCCUGUCCCCAGACUGAGUCAGCGGUAUUAAACUGAGAGCUUCGUGGAGUCGUGGCUGUCCAUGAAUGCAGUUUGAUCCCAGAGAGAGACUGAGCGAUGUUAGCUGCUAUCGUAGCGUUAGCUGACCAGAAUUAGAGUUAGGAUUUUAAAAGAGAAAGAGCCAAAAAUAUGUUGAAGUUUAAUAAAUGUAUAAAGUCA